AUGCAAUCCUCGGUGCUGCUUGCCCUGGCUGGCUUGGGCCUUUCGAGUCCGUCCGGGGCUUGGCAUAAGCCCUGGGCAACUCAUGCUGGCUGUGCUGCCAUCGUUCGACGGUUCGACUGGCAGCAGAACACCUCCGAACCGCAGUACAGGCGUUUCCAUGCUUGUCUUACAAGACGAAAGGAUCUUCCUGAUUGGGCUGGCCAAAACAGGCCCUCACUUAUCUCAGGCGAGCACUACCCAGUCUCUGUUGUGCCUUCUGUGAGCGGAGUUCCGUUGUAUUGGAUUACGCCAGUUUAUGACUAUGUCGUGUCAAAUUUCAUCCGGAAGGAGGGCACGUAUGAGCCCAUGGAGCUUGAAGUCUUUCGGAAUCUAGUCAAAGAGGGCGAUGUUGUGUGUGACAUGGGCUCGCACGUAGGCAGCUAUUCCAUUCCGCUGGCAUUUCACGUGGGGCCCACCGGCCGUGUCCAUGCGUUUGAGCCCUUCCGUGUAGUGUUUCAGCUGCUGACGGGAAACGUUGCCAUCAACGGACUGGCCAACUUCUACACCCACAAUGUGGCGCUUGGCGAGACAUCAGAAACUCUGCGUGUUCAGAGUCCUGCGUUGAGGCGAUCAAGCAACAUCGGCGCUACCAGCGUUUACCAUCAGGCCAAGGAGGUUUACGGGGAGAAUCAUGUCCUGCAGUAUGAGGGUGAGGAAAAUGUGAGAGUGGAAACCUUAGACUCCUUCCAGAUAGAGGUUGUGCAUUUCAUGAAGAUCGAUGUCGAGGGAGCACUCGACAAGGUGCUCCGCGGAGGCCAGCAGACCAUUGAACGUAAUCGACCCAUAGUCGCCUGUGAGCACGGUGAGCCAACAGCUCCUGAGCUUUUGGUUGCUUGGAGCUAUCGCUGUUUGUUGCUCUUGCCUGUACAUGAUCUUUGGGUUUGCGUGCCUGAAGAGAAGUGGUGGCGCUAUAGAUGGCUAGAAACCACGGACUUCGGAUAUGGCCCUGCAACAGAAGCCUCAACAGUCCAGGAUCUUCAACGAGAGGUUCGGAGGAACACCGACCCACCGCAGCUCUUCCGAAACGGACAAAGCAUCUGA
Molecule: messenger RNA, 1080 nt
Organism: Symbiodinium pilosum
Lineage: Eukaryota; Dinophyceae; Suessiales; Symbiodiniaceae
Source: the annotation of a GenBank genome assembly